This is a messenger RNA of Danio aesculapii, 9889 nucleotides long. RefSeq names its product piezo-type mechanosensitive ion channel component 2. Gene Ontology annotation, biological process: regulation of membrane potential; detection of mechanical stimulus; cellular response to mechanical stimulus. Gene Ontology annotation, molecular function: mechanosensitive monoatomic ion channel activity; monoatomic cation channel activity. Gene Ontology annotation, cellular component: plasma membrane. NCBI's taxonomy places the organism in Eukaryota, Metazoa, Chordata, Actinopteri, Cypriniformes, Danionidae. The record is from RefSeq and is a predicted model, not a curated record.
UGGAAGUGUUGAUGGAGGAUCCAGUGUGAGGAUCCAGUGUUUGCUGCCCGGAGGAUGCGCUCCGACCGCGGCUCCAGGACUUCAGGCGUCUGCUGCUGCUUCUGGAUGCUGCGGUUCCUCCUGCUCCUCUGAAAGCCAUGGCUUCUGAAGUUGUGUGUGGUUUGGUCUUCAGAGUGCUGUUGCCGGUGUGUCUGGCGGCAGCAUGUCUGUUCAGGUUCAAUGGGCUGUCCUUCAUCUACCUCCUCUUCCUCCUCCUUAUCCCGCUGUUCCCGGAGCCCUCCAGCAUCACUAUGAGAGGCCACACGGGGCACUUGCUGAAGUCUUUAUGCUGCUGCAGUGUGACCUUCCUCUUCUUCCACAUCAUCUAUCAAAUCACCGUCCACAGUUUGCUGGCGAGAAAAGACAUCGAUUCUGGAUUCAACUGUUCGGUGUGGGAGAAGUCAAUACGACCGAUUGGUUUUGAGAGCAGUCUGCCAUCCUGCAGAGGCUCCAAACUUCACCCUGAUCCCAUGACGAGCCCAAAGCAGAUUAAAGCGGCGCUCUGGACAGCGAUUCCUCAGCCGCUCACCGCGCUCUCGCCCCCUCAUCCGAUUAAGUGCGGUUUGCUGAGUACGGGAAUCUCCACCUGCACCUCUUUCCAAGCAGCGCUGGUCGGACGCCUCCAUCAGUGGCAGGAAGCUCACAGUAAAUUGUUUAUUCUCAUAAUUGAGCUGUCGUACCUGGACAUGCUGAAGGUGAUCAUGUUCAGUUACCUGUUCUGGUUCGUCCUGACCAUCAUCUUCAUUACGGGCACCACGCGGAUCAGCAUCUUCUGCAUGGGAUACCUGGUUGCCUGUUUUUACUUCCUGCUGUUCGGUGGCCAACUCUUACUCAAGCCAAUCAAAGAGAUCCUCCGUUACUGGGACUUUCUCAUCGCCUACAACGUUUUCGUCAUCACCAUGAAGAACGUCUUUGCAGUGAAUUUGGCAUGCGGCUACAUCAACUCUUUGGUGAAGAAUAACUGCUGGUUAAUUCAGCUGCUCAGUCUCGCCUGCACCAUUAAAGACUACCAACCCAAAACAGAUCUGCCUGGAGUUGCCUGUGAGUUGCCGAAAGACGAGGCCGGGAUCAUCUGGGACAGCAUCUGCUUCACCUUCCUCCUCCUGCAGAGACGAGUCUUCAUGAGCUACUAUUUCUUGCAUGUGAUCGCUGACAUUCGAGCCGGACAGAUUCUUGCAUCCCGAGGAGCUGAGUUGUUUCAGGCCAGUAUUGUAAAGGCUGUGAGAGCUCGUCUGGAGGAGGAGAAGAAAUCCAUGGAGCAACUGAAGAGACAGAUGGAUCGUAUUAAGACGCGUCAGCAGAAGUUCAAGAGAGGAAAAGAGAAGAUGCUCAGCAUAGCCCAGGAGUCUGGAGAUGGACAGAAACUCAUCCCACCAGAAGAAAAUGAGGAGGAGGAGGAUGAAGAAAAGAAAAACAAGGUGCAAAAAAAGCAGUGGUGGAGGCCUUGGGUUGACCAUGCGUCCAUGGUUAGAAGUGGUGAUUAUUACCUGUUUGAAACUGACAGCGAAGAGGAGGAGGAAGAGGAGGAGAAAAAAGAUGAAGAGCCUCCCAAAAGAUCAGCCUUUCAGCGAGCGAUCAGAAAGUUUGCUACGGCCCUUGUUGCUUUACCCAGAUCAGUCAUUAAACUGCCCAAAACUGUUCUGCAAUAUUUAAUAAGGGCGGCCAAGUUUGUGUAUCAUACCUGGAUCGCUGAAUCUAAAGCAGCUCUGAAAGAAAGAGGAAAAGGCAAGCGUUUCUGGAAGCGAUACGGUCGCCGGCAUAAAAAAGACAAGAAAGAAGAACAUGUGGCGAUAGAGAUCGGUGAAGACGAGCGUCAGAGUUCAGAAGAGGAGAAAACAGACGGACCAGACAACAUCAUCAAGAGAGUAUUCAACAUCAUCAAGUUCACCUGGGCUCUGUUUCUGACCACCGUGGAGAGCAUCACCAAAUGGCUGAACUCCGUCUGCAGAGAAUAUAUCGACAUCUCUACUGUCCUGCGCAUCGAGCGCUGCAUGCUGACCAGAGAAGUCAAAAAGGGCAAUGUGCCGUCCCGAGAGAGCAUCCAUGUGUAUUACCAGAAGCAGAUGAAGCUGAAUGGAUCUCGUGAAUCUGGUCUGGACCGCAUCAGUGAGGAGGAUUCAGCCUCAAACAGAGAGCGCCGCAGACGCACACAACACAGUCUGGAUUCAUUCGCUUCCAGAGACAGUAUCUCCAGCGCAUACACCGAAGCCACCAUGCUGUUUUCCCGCCAGUCCACCUUAGACGAUUUGGACGACAUGCCUCAGAAUAUUCCCAAAACCAGCGAACGCGCUCGACCCAAACUGCGCAAAAUGUACGGCCUGGACAUGUCCAACUCCUCUGCGGACAGCGGAAGCAGCGUCAUCUCCAGUGAAGCUACUCAGUGCGUCACGAUGUUUUCUCGGCAAGGAACCAACGACACAAUCGACGAGGCCGAAGACGAGCGAGAACAGCUGGAGCACAAGCAGAAAACAGAAGAAGCAGAGCGCAGAGAUGAACCUGAGGAGGAAGAGCAACAGGAAGUGGAAAUAAGUGAUCAGGGGAAGCAGGAAGUGUUACCUGUGAGCCAUCUGGUGACACACGAAGUGAAAGAGGACGGGUUACCUGUGAGCGAUCAGCUGACUGGGGAAGUGACUCUGGAAGUGGAAGUAGUUAAGGAAAUGGAAGAGGAAGUGGGAGAGGAAGUAGAAAAGGAAGUUGGAGCAAAAGCGGAAAAGGGAGAGGAAGUGGAAAAGGAAGUGGAAACGGAAGUGGGAGAGGACGCGGAAAAGGAAGUGGAUGAGGAAGUGCAGUGGGACUUGGUGGAUCCAGAGGAAGCAGACGAGUGUGUAAGUGAAGAUGAGGACGGUGGAGAGCGGAUGCAGCAGGAUGAAGGUGAAUGGUCAGGAGUGGAGAAUGUGGUGAGUGGUCCGCUGUUCACGCCAGACACUGACGCGCCCAACACGUCUGACGCUGACGUGCCGCCCAGCUACAGUAAAGCGGUGAGCUUCGACCGGCUGUCUGUGAGCUCGGACGACAGUGACAGUGACAAACGGCUGAUGCUGAUGACACCUGACAGCAAAUCUGACCUGGACGACCCUCUGCUGCCCUCCAUGACCACCGAUAUGACCGCCAGCGAACUACUGCUCAACAAAAUGUUCUACGAUGAGAUGCUGGACAGCUCGGAGCGAUUCUACAAGUCUCAGCCGCUGGGUCUCCAGCUGUGUUACGCUCUCUACAACCUGCUGGUGGCUCACUCAGAGAUGGUGUGCUAUCUGGUCAUCAUUCUCAACCACAUGAUCUCCGCCUCCAUGGCCACGCUGGUGCUGCCCAUCCUCAUCUUCCUGUGGGCCAUGCUGUCCGUCCCACGACCCAGCAAGAGGUUCUGGAUGACCGCCAUCGUCUACACUGAGGUCACCAUUGUCAUCAAAUACUUCUUCCAGUUCAGCUUUUUCCCUUUCAACCAGAACCUGGAGGUGAACAAGGGCAAGCCGUACCACCCGCCCAACAUCCUGGGCACAGAGAAGAAAGACGGAUAUGUGCACUACGACCUGGUGCAGCUGCUGGCUCUCUUCUUCCACAGAUCCAUACUCAAGUGUCAUGGUCUCUGGGACGAGGAUGACCCUAAAGUGUCCCGUAAGGAUGAGUGUCCUCGGCAGGAUGAGUCUGUGGAUGAGGGGAAGCUGUCGGUGGUCAUGUCACCUGAUGAAGAGAGGAAGAGUUCUCCGGCGUAUUCACUCAAGUCUUUGAAUCUGGGGAUGUCUGUGGACUCAUCGCAGGUUCACGUACAGAUGCGUUAUCCAGAACAGCGGCCGUACCUGCGCAGACAGAGCACUAGCGGAUCACACUUCUCCCACAGAUCCUCCGCACGCUCCAAACGCGGCAGCACAAGCACACGCAACAGCACCCAUCGGGAAAACAGCACAACAGAGCCAGAAGUACCACAGAAGAGCCGGAAAGAAAUGAUUAUGGAGAAAAUCAGAGAGCAGCUCAUCAAAGCAAAGGUUUACCUGCUCAAAAGAUUGGUUGAGUUUUAUCAACCCAUCCGUCAGUUCUUCUACAACCUGGUUCAUCCCGAGUACAGUGCUGUGACGGACGUUUACGUCUUAAUGUUUCUAGCAGACACUGUGGAUUUCAUCAUCAUCGUCUUUGGCUUCUGGGCAUUUGGGAAACAUCAGGGCGGUGCUGACAUCACUUCCUCCCUGUCAGAGGACCAGGUUCCUGGGCCAUUCCUCGUCAUGGUUCUCAUCCAGUUUGGGACGAUGGUAGUGGAUCGAGCCCUGUAUCUGCGCAAGACAGUCGUGGGAAAAGUGAUUUUUCAGGUCAUCCUGGUGUUCGGCAUCCAUUUCUGGAUGUUUUUCAUCCUGCCGGGAAUCACAGAGAGGCGCUUCAGUCAAAACACUAUCGCUCAGCUCUGGUACUUUGUGAAGUGUAUUUACUUCGGCCUGUCAGCCUAUCAGAUCAGAUGUGGAUAUCCAACCCGCAUCCUAGGAAACUUCCUCACCAAGAGCUACAACUACGCCAACCUCUUCCUUUUCCAGGGUUUUCGUCUGAUCCCAUUCCUGACGGAGCUGCGUGCGGUGAUGGACUGGGUUUGGACGGACACCACGCUCAGCUUGUCCAGCUGGAUCUGUGUGGAGGACAUCUAUGCUCACAUCUUCAUCCUCAAAUGCUGGAGGGAGUCUGAGAAGCGUUACCCUCAACCGCGCGGGCAGAAGAAGAAGAAGGUGGUGAAGUAUGGGAUGGGCGGCAUGAUCGUGAUGCUGCUGAUCUGCAUCGUCUGGUUUCCCCUGCUCUUCAUGUCUCUGGUCAAAUCUGUGGCAGGAGUGGUUAACAAACCUCUGGAAGUGUCCGUCUCGCUCACGCUCGGAGGACUUCAGCCGAUCUUCACAAUGAGUGCCCAGCAGAACCAUAUCAAAUCCAUCAAUGAGGCAGAAUUUAAGAGGUUCACAGACCACUACAAGUCUAAUGCAAAUGCCAUCAUGUUCCUGGAGUCUUAUUUUCCUGAGGAUUUGACAAUAGCACAUCUAGAGGGAAGUUCAAACUCGCUCUGGACCAUCAGCCCCCCGAGCAAGGAAAACCUGAAGAAUAUGCUCAAUGACACGAAAGAGCCGUUUCCUCUCACCUUCACCUGGUCCAUUCAAAGGAACCUCAGUUUAGGUGCCAAAGCUGAAACUGCAACGGGGAAAUACUUCAUUGAGCUGGACGACGAGACCAGAAAAGGUCUUACUGAUCAACUGGGGAAUAGCAGCCAGCGUGUGACAAUCAAAAAAAUAUUUCCAAGAUACAUCAGAGCACCAAGCGACUCCAAUGCCAAACCUAUCGACCAGCUUUAUAAUGAUGGAGAGUACAUGGACAUCACACUGUUUUUAAAUAAGAAGAACAGCUCAGAAGGCGUUCAGGAGUGGUGGAUCGUCAAUCAGACAGAUUCAGGUCCAUUACCUGGACUCAACGGGACUCAAAAUCAGUCUGGUCUUCAGAUCUACAUCAUCAGUGACCAAGUCAGUCCACCCAGUCUGGGCUUUCUGGCUGGAUACGGGAUCAUGGGUCUGUACAUGUCAGUGGUUUUGGUUAUCGGGAAGUUUGUGCGCGAGUUCUUCAGCGGGAUCUCGCACACCAUCAUGUUCGAAGAGCUCCCAAACGUGGACCGAAUCCUCAAACUCUGCACCGACAUCUUCCUGGUCCGAGAGACGGGCGAACUGGACCUGGAGGAAGACCUCUACGCCAAACUCAUCUUCCUCUACCGCUCUCCAGAAACCAUGAUCAAAUGGACCAGAGAGAAGAGUGAGUAAAAAUAAAAAUGAAGACGGCGGAGAUCCUCCAAACUAACAGAGAGAAGCUUCAAACCUGAAUUCAGCUCUUGAACUGGAAGAUCCUCCAAACUAACAGAGAGAAGCUUCAAACCUGAAUUCAGCUCUUGAACUGGAAGAUCCUCCAAACUAACAGAGAGAAGCUUCAAACCUGAAUUCAGCUCUUGAACUGGAGAUGCGUAUCUCUUCAUGCUAACUGAUGAAACAGCACUCACGAUGUGUGGCUUUCGUCCACUCGCUAGUGUUUUUAAAGGGCUUCGACAAAGGCAUGCGCCACUUUGAAUCUGACUUGGACCUUUGGGAGUGCAUGCGACGUGAGGAUUUUCCCUCAUAGAUGAGAAAUACUGAGACUUUUGGAUUUCGAAGCCAUAGGUGGCGCUGUGAAUUACGUGACAAUCUCGAUUUGCCUUAUUUCAUUUGUACAAUCAAACGCAUCAUUAUUCACUACUUUCUCAGGAAUACAUACGGAUCAUUUCAUGACGACGGGAUAUCAAAGUUUCUUUUUCCUCACGUGCGACAAAGUGUGUCCCAGGAGGAGCGUACUGUACGCUACAGUAAUACAUUUUCUCCUUUGAGACUUUAAGGAGAUUUUAAUUUAUGAACAUACUUGGGACAUUAUAAGGACUUUCAUUGUUUUAUAAGACUUGAAGUGUAAUUAUUAUUAUUAUUUUUCGUAACAAAAGGGAGAUUAUCAUGUUAAAGUUACCAACGAAUCAGUUUCAGCCACUCUGGAUUAUUGUUUUUUUUUCAGAUUUAUUCGUGAAACAAAGCGAUUGUUCAGUGUUUUUGUUUAUUUAUUGAUUCGUUCAAGUGAUUUUAUGAAUGAGUUACAUUGAAACUUGUUCAGAACUUAAUUCGAACAUUUCUAUGUAAGUCCAUGAUUUUUUUUGUAUUUCCAAAACAUUGUUCAGAACACAUUUGAACGUGUUUCUGUUCAUUUUAUCAUAAAUCUAGAUUAUCUUUGACUAUUUUCCUCCUCGAAAUGUAUGAAAUGUGAGCAAUUUUUUAAAUUAAUACAUUUUAUUCACAUAAGAAAUGAAUUAAUUUAUAAAUUCAUUAAUUUAAACGUGUGUAUAUAUAUUUUUAAUUAGUUUUGAAUGUAAGUCCAGGUAAAUUUCUUUUUCAAUAUUUUUACAGAUUUUUUUCUUUCAAAAUGAAUUUUUGAGUGAAGUUAAUUUAUAAACUACCUUCGAGAGGAUCACGGGCUUAUGAUUGACCACGGCUGGUCCCGCAUUAGCUAGCACAUGAUCCACCAUUCAGAUGAUUGGUCCAUCUAACUCACUAUAAGUAAUUGGGCCGCUAAACGAUGCCAUCGUCCAUCGCCGAUGGCCGAUAGACACUAUGAUGCUGAGCCAGCAUCACGAUCCUCUUCCCCGCCCCGUCGCAAAUCCGCUCACAAAAAUAAACACUAAGGCACCAUUUACUCUGAUCUGAAAACUAAAAAAAAAUCCACAUCCACUCUGUCGUUUCACCUAGCAUUUCUGAAGAGCUCUCCCAUCCACACUACCGCUGAAAACGCACAUCACGCGACCACACACACACACUGUCAUGCGCUGGUGACAGCGGGUCCAGGCAGUCAGUGGGUCAGUACACUGCUUCAAUCUUUCGCUUUCACACUUGUACUUAGUAAUUUUAGCGAAGACCUCAGAUGCUGUUGGUUGGUUCAUGUUGGUCGUGCACCUUUUUUACCAACCAAGUUUGUUAACGCCGUUAUAACGACACAGAUCACUCUGCCUAUUCAUGCCAGAGUCCUGUGGAAAAAGUGAUUGACAGGUGGUAAUUUGUGUGUAACUUCUCUUUAUUUAUUUAUGAUUUGGUUAUGGGUAAAACAAAGACCAUGCGGGUCAGGUAGUUGAAACGGUAGGCUACAAAUAAUUAAUUCAUUAUGAAUUAAUGUAUUAUUCAUAAAUAAUAGUUCACCGCCGCCUAUGACGACGAUGCCAUCAUCUAUCACGAUGUUUGAUAUUAGACAUCGUACGAUGCCAAAUUGGUCAACAUCGCCCGACCCUACUUCCACCCCUACUCCUCCUGCCUUUUCCUAGAUAUGGCGGCAUGACGGCCCAGUGGUUAGCACUGUUACCUCUCAGCAAGAAUGUUCAAGACCUUACCAGGCCAGUCAACGUUUCCUUGCGGAGUUUACAUGUUCUUCCCAUGCUCAUGUCACUUAUGUCUCAGUCCAAAAACAUGCGACUAAAGUGAAUUGACCAAACCAAAUUGACACCAUAGAUGAGCUCUUAGUCAGCAGUAUAUCUCUCCAUAGCAAUCCCUAUAAUCUGUUAUAAGCCAUAACUAAGCCAGGGGAGUUCUCGAGUUCUUCCUGAGCUCAAACUCCCCUCUCACCCUUCAAAUGGGAGGGAGCCACGGGCUCGAGGAUCUUCUAAGCUCAGGGCUUUCUCCCGAGACAACAUGCCAAACACACUUUAUAAUCAAUCAUCAGCUAAGUGUGAACUCUUUAAUGUGCUUUUGUGUACAAUGGUCUCUCGUUUGUCGUGUGAGUUACAUUCUAAAAAUAAUCCACGAUAGGCAAAAUCCGUGAAGUAGUCAGCUUUAUUUUUUACAGUUGUUAUAGAUGUUUUAAGGCUGUAAAACGCCUCACUACACACUUCAUACACUUUUCUCAGUCAGGCGUUAACAUUUUCACUCUUCUCUCUUGUUUAAACACUUUCAAAGUUCAAACCUUCGUAGAAAAAUAAGUCCAGUAUUACAGAAUGAAACUAAAGAUCAAAACCUGUCAGGCACAAACAUUCAUCGAUGUCAGCAAAGGGUCCAUAUGCGGAUAAUGUUGGCGUCCAGCAUAAUGUGCUUUUUCCUGCAGUCACUCAUCCACAAAGCUACAGCAGACUCCAUCCUUAAGGGGGUUGCACACCAGAUGCGCCACGCACAUGACAGUUGGAAGUAACACACACCAGAGGUGUACAUUUGCAUGUAAUUUAAAGACAGCCUCUUUCUUGGAAUGCUGGUGUGCAUACACUGAUAUAAACCUAUGUUUGCAUGGGGCUGUGUGGCGCAUCAUGGCGCAGCACAUCUGGUGUGCGACCUCCUUUACGAUGGUCUUGCUGUGGACAGUUACAUCCCUGUUGAAACUAAUGUUAAUUUGUCAAGCUGAACGCAUUCUGUACUGUACAGUUGACACGGAGGAGAUUGACUCACAAUGGUCUACAGCCAAUCAGGACGCAGAACACAAUGCGCUGUUGAAAAAAAAAACAUGUCAAAUUCGCAACCAAACAAUCUGCAGACUGCGAAAAGUGAACUGCAUUAUAGCGAGGGACCACUGUACAUUUCUUCAACGAUCCAAAGCAUUUAAGUACAAAUUCAGGACAGAAAUUUGUUUGUUUUUUUGUUUACAACUAAUUAUUUACGCUAAAUUCUUUAGAAUGAAUAACUGAAUCAUUUUUUUUAUACAUUUUUUUUCUCUUUGUAUAUUUGAUAAAAAUCAUGGGAGGAAAAGUUUCAUAAAAUCACUUGAAAGCUGAACAAUCACAAUGCAACAGCUGCGUAAAAAUACUUUCGGAAUAUCGUAAACAAGUUGAUUCUGGUCAUUCAUGAAACUGAGCACUUUUCAUUCUGCUCAUGUUUCACGAAUGCACCUUUGUCAGCUCAUGUUGGAAGUAAAUGACGAAUAUUAGAUAUUAACCGAUGGACUGCAUUCUUGAAGGCAUGAUGGGUUGAUUGUCAGAUAGAGAUAUUAAAUACGCAUUGGGAGUUGGUUGUACAUGGGGAAUAACCUCACUCACAUUUGUACGACAUACUAGUAUUUAUUUGAGCAAUACGACGGCGGGGAGAUCAUAACGGACACUGAACUCAUUUUUUUGGUACAUUUUAGCGGCCAUACUCAGGACAGAGCUUUGAGUGGAUCAGGGUUUGCUGGAUUUACUGUAUGAUGUGAGCCGGCCGGUCGGGUUGUGCCCAUGCUAGAGGAGAAUAAAUAUUGUUUCGAGUCCAUCUCUGAACUAUGCAUUAAAGACAAUGUAGCAUGAAUGAAAAAAAUUAUUAAUAAUAAUGUUUGACAUGAAACGCUUUCAUUACAUUUUGUGUGCAGAACAUUUCCUGCAACAUUACAGUGG